AUGUUGCACAGAGGACCGAGAGUCCUACUGCAACUCAUCAUCGGUUCAACCAUGAUCUUCGCCACUUUACUCGUCAUUAGACGGGGUUUUGGCGAGGACUUAUCUUCAACCGAUCUCUUCCGAUGGUCUGAGAACAAAAGCGAAGAUAUGAAGGACGAAAAUGUACAUUACGAGUUCCAGUCGCAACAAUACCCCAGCGGACUGCGAGUGGUCGUCUUUGGAGAGGACGAUGUAGCGACUCCCGCUUGGACACGGGGAGAGAAGGAGAUGCGGUCUCCCGGUUGGACGGAAGUUAUGUGUCGGGAGCUAAAAUGCUCCCACUACCUCUCCUUCAUACCUCCUAACAUCCACCCGCCGGCCCAUUCCCUCAUCUCGAACGAUAUCUACGUUGAAGCCGUCAGACAGACGAUCAAGAACACGACAAAACUGAAGAAGACCCAAGGUCCAGGCUACGAUUACACCUUUCAACCUCGACUGUUCCCCGUAUCCAAAGCGUUGCCGGACCUGAGCGCCCAAAUAACAACCUUCCUCGAGUUACAAAACUCAACUACCUUUCCCAAAGCAAAUGAAACGCUCUGGGUCUUCAACUUCGGCCAAUGGGAUAUCUGGUCCCUAGCCACUCUCCCCGUCGCUACCGGAAAGGCCGUCAUUGACCAGCUAACCGACCACGUCAUCGAGCAAAUAGAGCGUCUUUACGAGAGCACUCUACAGAAUAACACGACGGUUAUCUUGUCCAGCAACCCUAAACUUCUCCCGCGCAAGACCAAGACCAAGACCGGCCCAAUGAAGAUCAUCGACCCCGAAGUUUAUAAAGCCAAGUCCACCGCUGCAGCUGGCGUGGCUGUCUCCAACUUGGCAAAAGCAAAGACAGCCAAAGCUAAGCCUGAUACCUUCCGCGUAUUCUUCCCUGCGCUGUUCGACAUCUCCAUGACGCCCGGCUGGAGCUCCAACCGUCCGGAAACUCCAGCUCCGCAUUCGAAAGCCGAGCAGAUGCGCAAUGCCGCGAAGCUGACCGAGACGUGGAACCAGGUUAUGGGUGAUAAACUGUACAUUUGGGCGGAGAGGUCGGAUGAUAUCGGGUUGGAGGAUCUCUACCUUAACCCUGACGCGGACACAAAUGAAGUCGGGACACUUGAUGGUAGGAGUGCAAGCGUAAACAGUGUCGGGAAGCGAAACCCUACAGGUCUAGCGGAAGAAGGCAAGCCAGGAAGCGGGGAAAAUCGUCAACCAGAGCCGAAAAACGAAGCCCAAACAGCCGAAGCCCCCCAUCCCUACCUCACUUCGGCCCUGAUAGAAGGGCAACUGCGCAGCUCUGGGCUCAGCGAUGGGAAUGGACUGGGGCAGAAGCCGAUGAGUAAAUGGUAUAAGCAGGUGUGGGAACCUUGUGUUAAGCCGGUUAGGUCCGAAGAUGAGAUGGUGAUGGAUUUGGAGGAGGAGGGUGUUUUGCAGCUGUCGAGUUCAAAUUCGUCGGAGACUACGGAGGAAAGUCGGGUUGGUCAGGGUGUGAAGGCUGGUGCUGCUGCUGGUGGUGGUGGUGGUGCUCGUGAUCAGAAAAAGGCAGCUGGUCAGGGUAAGGCAGCUGGUCAGGAUCAGGGUCAAGGUAGUGGUAACGCAGCUGGUCAUAACAAAUCAGGUGGUCAAGGCAAGGCAGCAUGGGUAGGAGCAGGCAAGAGGAUCAAGAGAAAUGUAGAGGCUGAGAAGGGGGAAGAGACAGUGACGGUCUGUAACUUCCCGGAUGAUUACCUUUUCUAUACCCCUUUUACUUUGGGGGGAAGAGCCAUUAGGGAGAUUGCAAAGGAGGCGGUGGACAAGGUAAGGAGGGGAGAAUCGUUUAGGCAGAUGGAGGGGACGGAGGAGGGGCUUUGGGCUGGUGUGACAGGCCAUAUCUAA
Molecule: messenger RNA, 1890 nt
Organism: Sordaria macrospora k-hell
Lineage: Eukaryota; Fungi; Ascomycota; Sordariomycetes; Sordariales; Sordariaceae
Source: RefSeq, a predicted model, not a curated record